AAGUGAGCACCUCCUGCGAUUCUGUACUUUUCACUAUGAUGGAAAUGUGAGAUACUUCGCGUGAGACUACUCGAUGAGGAGGUCUGUUACGUAAUACUUGCACCAUAUACACGAGGAAGCCAUUCCUGAUCGCCAGUGUAUACGUGCACUAGCUGUCCGCAUUCUCCACUGGGCCAGCACGAAACGCGAUCGAGUGGUCCUGCCCGUGAGCAAUCUCCUAACUCAUCUCUACUACUCCAUGUCUAUGGUCUCGAGAUUCUGUUGAGUGACGUCACUAAUGUCAGUGACAUCCGGCAGCGAAAACUCGAACUACGGCGUUAAUUUUGGAAUCCUUGUGGUCCUGAACAGAAAUAAACUUCGCUUCUAUUCAAGCCCAAAUUCACCGCUGAUAUUUCGCACGAAUCGCACGAAGAAAAAAAAUGAACGUAACGACGCCGGAAGCUGUUCCCUGGCGUGUGGUUAUGAAUGUUCAAGCAAUGUGAUAUUAUUUAUAAUAAUGAGUAUUGUCACUCCCAGCUUACUAGUACGGUUCGAACUAUCGUAAACUUGAAGCGUUUAAGAUAUAGUUGACGAUUUUGACUAAUUUCAGUCAUGAAGUUGGUGAAACCAAACUGGGUGACGCAUGAUGAUAAUCCGAUAUUUUCUGUGGACAUCCACCCCGAUGGAAAGAGAUUUGCAACGGGUGGGCAAGGUGGAGAUUCAGGGAGGGUAGUGAUAUGGAACAUGGAACCCGUUUGCAAUGAGUGUGCCGAGUUGGAUCAAAAUGUCCCCAAGAUGCUUUGUCAAUUGGAUAAUCAUUUAGCUUGUGUCAACUGUGUUCGAUGGAGCAGCAAUGGAUUAUUAGCUUCAGGAGGUGACGACAAGUUAAUCAUGAUAUGGAGGCUGUCGGGAGCCGGAGGUAGUACGGUCUUUGGUGGAAAAGCUAGCGUCGAAACGUGGCGUUGCAUAGCUACGUUGAGGUCACACGAAGGGGAUGUUCUAGACCUCGCAUGGGCUCCUCACAAUCCCUGGCUAGCCUCUGCCUCUGUAGAUAAUAGCGUGAUUGUAUGGGAUGCUUCUAAAUUUCCUACGAUAGUUGCAGUAAUUAAAGGCCACACAGGAUUAGUGAAAGGUAUUACGUGGGACCCGGUGGGAAAAUACUUAGCUUCUCAAUCCGACGACAAAACAUUAAGAGUUUGGCGUACAACGGACUGGGCAGAAGAAGCACUAAUAACGGAGCCAUUUGACGAAUGCGGUGGGACUACUCAUGUUUUGAGGUUAUCAUGGAGUCCUGAUGGCCAGUAUCUUGUGUCCGCCCAUGCUAUGAAUGGUGGAGGACCAACGGCUCAAAUAAUUGAAAGAGAUGGGUGGACUCAAGAUAAAGAUUUUGUCGGACAUAGAAAAGCCGUGACGUGCGUAAGAUUCAAUGGCAAUAUUCUGCAGAAAAAGGUACCAGGUGCAUCGAAGCCGCAACAGCAUUGUUGCGUAGCAAUAGGAUCGCGCGAUCGCUCCCUCUCGGUGUGGCUGACAUCCCUUAAACGACCACUGGUGGUAAUUCAUGAGUUGUUCACUCACUCGGUGUUAGAUGCUAGUUGGUCUUCGUGCGGUCUGAGACUGGCAGCAUGUUCUUGGGAUGGCUCCGUCGUAUUCAUCGAGUUCACUCAACAGGAAUUGGGCCAGCCUUUGGAUGCAGCAGAAUUGAGCACGGUACACGAGCGUUUAUAUGGAAAACCAUUGGCCCAGGGGGGAUCGUUAGUGAUGGAAGCCCCGGAGCUUCUGAACUUAAAACCACCGGUCCCACCGUCUCAACCACCGGUGAUCCAGCCAGUAAUUAAUUCCGCGCCUCCACCAUCCACGUCCAUUGCUCUAGCAAAGGGACCCAUUAACAAACAAAUAGAAACCAGAACUUCGGAUGGCAAAAGGAGAAUCACCCCGAUGUUCAUCCCACCUCCACCCGACACGAUGGAUACUGCUAUAGGCGGAGGAUUAGGUACACCCACGUUUACCAGUACGUCACAGUCGAAGAGUACAAUCGUCAUCGAGAAGCGAGACGACGUUGUCACGCCGAACGUGAGUACAGCGGUGAACUCGGCUUCUGCAACCGUACCGUCGACGAUACACACGUUGAAACGUCGGGAACAAUCUACGCCGAAGCCUCACCACUCCACCCAGAGUAAACGACCUAAAGUAGUGUCAGAGAGGAGCGGAAGUCACGUCGUACUUCCCUCGUUGAAGCCGUCCAGUUCCUUGUCUCAACAGGCAGGACAUUACGCCGUGACUGUAACGAACAGCCAAGGACUCGCCCAUUUGCAAGUGUUCCGAGGAACGGACACGGAAGCGACGUGGGAUAUGUAUCUGGGAUACAACGCCGUGGCUCUAGCCGCUUCACCGGCUGUUGUGGCGUUAGGAUUGGAAGACGGCAGUGUUCACAUAUUUCACCCUGCCAAGGGCUCGCGGCCUUCUCCUCCUCUAGCUCCUCCAGCUCCUCUGGCCAAGGUUCACGCGGUUGGAAACACGGUUAUGGUAGUUUCAUGUUGCGGUGCGAUACGUGUCUGGGAAAUUGGGAGUUCUUGUCGUCUCAUCGUGUCCACUUCGGCUAGUCACUUGGCAGCUCAUGGAGCGUCGUUGCUGUCGUGCACCCUUCACAACGGAAUGCCACAUCUGGCAUUCUCGAACGGACGAGCGUACAUCUACCACAAGGAAAUGGCGACUUGGUUACUGAUCGGUGACAGCCACGAUCCUGUCUGGCGGUGGUCCUCGCAAAUCGCUUUCAGCACCACUGGAUCGAGGACACCUCGGGGUCCCCUCUCUUCGUUGCAGGAGGGCCUGCGAAGGACGUCUGGAAGCUCUCUACCGAAUCCGAGGCUACCUCAUAGCGGUCCUAGCGUAGUUUCUUAUUUGGAGCAACAGCUUCUUGCCUCGAAAGCUCUUGGUAGCUCACAGGAAUACGUGCAUUGGCUCAUGGCAUUGGUGUCCUUUCUGCUCACCCAAGAUGGAUUAGAGAAACGCUUGAGGUUAAUACUCGAUGACUUAAUGGGUCCGAGUCAUGGAUGUGCUUCGAAAAGCACAUGGGAGUCUGCAAUCCUGGCGAACGUUUGCUCUUCUUUUAGGGGAUCAAAAAGCACAAACUACUGGGAGAUGUUUUAGGGGUGAUCGGUGGCCAUCUCAGGUGGCAGAGACUGUACUUGGAGUACUCCGAACAACUAAUGACAAUUAAGGAGUUGUGAAACGAAAAUUGGUACAUUAAUGCAAGUAUAGACGGCAAGCGAUUACGAACGAUAACGUGCAUACGCAUUUCUACGUGAAUUGUACAUUUAGUUCUAAUUUUUCAUGAAGAUUGUACAAAUUUUUCUAUCUCGUCGCGAAGUGAGCAAAAUAAAUUAUUAAUUUACGAAGUUUAGGUAAA
Molecule: messenger RNA, 3385 nt
Organism: Orussus abietinus
Lineage: Eukaryota; Metazoa; Arthropoda; Insecta; Hymenoptera; Orussidae
Gene: Hira
Product: protein HIRA homolog
Exons: 10
Coding region: 592-3126 (844 amino acids)
Biological process (GO): DNA-templated transcription; chromatin remodeling; regulation of DNA-templated transcription
Cellular component (GO): HIR complex; nucleus
Molecular function (GO): protein binding; nucleosome binding
Source: RefSeq, a predicted model, not a curated record